AUGGAGACUUGGCUGCCGCUGGACUGGUCUGGGAGAUUUCUGAGUACCGGCAAUGGUGGUCUGGGAGGGUGCAUUCAAUACGAAGACAUCCAGUACGCCACCUCACUGGGUUUCGCAACUGUCGGUACUAACAACGGACACGACGGCGGAGAUGGAUCGACAUUUACUCAGCUCGAUGUUGUAGAGGACUAUGCCUACCGUGCGCUACAUACUGGUGUCGUCCUCGGCAAGCAAGUCUCCAGAACCUUCUAUGGCAGACCCCACACAAAAAGCUACUACCUAGGCUGCUCUACGGGUGGACGUCAGGGUUUCAAGGAGGCCCAGAGCUUCCCUGACGAUUUUGACGGCAUCGUUGCAGGCGCUCCGGCAUUUUCUUUCAACAAUCUUACGUCCUGGAGUUCAUUCUUCUAUCCCUUGACCGGUCCACCGACCGCCGAUACCUUUGUGCCAUUUAGUGUAUGGCCCUUGAUCACGAAGGACAUUCUGAAGCAGUGCGAUCACCUUGACGGCGCUGUCGAUGGGAUUCUGGAGUCUCCAGACCUUUGCAACUAUGAUCCAUCUGAUCUACUCUGCGCCGAGGGUCAAAAUAGCCCCAUAUGCCUGACGCAAACACAAGCAAAUACGGUGCGAAGCAUCUACUCUCCUCUACGCGACGUCGAAGGGAGCUUUGUCUAUCCUGGCAUGCAACCCGGCGGCGAGUCCACCGAGGCUGUCUUCGCCAUGUUCAACGGCAAACCUUUUGGUGCGUCAGACUGGUGGAAGUACGCUGUCUUCAACGACUCGAGCUGGGAUCCCCUGACGUUGAAGAGGGAGGACUUUACUGUCGCUUCGCACCUCAACCUCUUCAACAUUGACACGUGGGAGGGCGACCUUUCAGCGUUCCAGAGGAAGGGCGGCAAGCUGCUUCACUACCACGGCCUGACUGACGGUAUCAUCACCAGCGAGAACUCACCUCGAUACUACGAGCAUGUUUCGCAAACCAUGGGGCUUUCUCCUCCCGAGUUGGAUGAGUUUUAUCGCUUCUUCCGCGUUUCGGGCAUGGCGCACUGCUUCGGUGGACCUGGUGCCAGCAACAUCGGCAACGGAGGAUUCACCCCGCCAGCCAGCCUCGAGCCUGAAGAGAACGUUCUGAUGGCCAUGGUGCAAUGGGUGGAGAAGGGCAUCGCGCCGGAGUAUGUGGUCGGAACUGCCUUUAUCAACGGUACGCAGAGCGCUGGGGUUGAUUACAAACGGCGACACUGCCGCUGGCCCGCGCGCAACGUGUAUCAGGGUCCCGGCGACGUCAAGGACGAGAAUAGUUGGGCGUGUGUUCAGUAG
This is a messenger RNA of Verticillium nonalfalfae, 1317 nucleotides long. Its product is annotated as Tannase and feruloyl esterase. The transcript has a single exon. The record is from RefSeq and is a predicted model, not a curated record. NCBI's taxonomy places the organism in Eukaryota, Fungi, Ascomycota, Sordariomycetes, Glomerellales, Plectosphaerellaceae. Bases 1 to 1317 code for a protein of 438 amino acids.